AUGGACCAAGAUGAUAACCAAAAAUCAGAUAACAAACGCCGUCAGUCUUUAAGUAUUGACAAGGCUGCGUUUCUAUUGCUCCGAAUUAAGCGGGUGUUCAAAAAAAGAAGUCAAAGUCAACAAAUUGAAAAAAGAGAUAAAGAGGGACCACGUGGACAACAACCACCUCCGCUAUUGCGAUCGAGUACCUUGCCUGCCAUUAUUGUACCUGGGCUCAACAUUUUACAUGCUCAAAUUGGACCAAAUUCCACACCAAACGGUAUAGUUUUUAUUUCUUAUUUAUAUGGUAUAAGUACAAUGUAG
Molecule: messenger RNA, 303 nt
Organism: Macrosiphum euphorbiae (potato aphid)
Lineage: Eukaryota; Metazoa; Arthropoda; Insecta; Hemiptera; Aphididae
Source: the annotation of a GenBank genome assembly